CAUCCCUCAUCAUCUUUCGGAUCCAAGUCUUAUGAGUAAAACGUAGCUCGUUACCUUACUCGAUCUCAUUUGUAUCCCUUAUUCAAGACAGAGAAGAGCUGUAGCUCUCUCUACUCUACCUAUCCACUACGAUGCGUCUCGUGCCGAGGGAGCUCGAUAAGCUUGUUAUAUCUCAGCUAGGCUUCCUGGCUCAGCGUCGCCUUGCUCGAGGGGUUAGGCUCAAUCACUCGGAAGCAGCGGCCCUUAUCGCCAACAACUUACAAGAACUCAUCCGAGAUGGAAACCACAACGUUGCUGACCUGAUGAGCAUCGGCGCGACCAUGCUGGGUCGGCGCCACGUCGAGCCGGCCGUCUGCACCACCCUAAAGUACAUCAUGGUUGAGGGUACCUUCCCGACCGGCACGUACCUUGUCACUGUGCACAACCCCAUAUCAAGCGAUGAUGGCAACCUGGACCGUGCCCUUUACGGCUACCUCCCUGCACCUCGCAUGCCCACCAACGAUGACUUCCCCCUUCACGCCCCCGAGGCCUUUGAGCCGACCGCCCAGCCGGGUGCCGUCGUGGCCGUGAAGGAUGCCAAGAUCACCCUCAACCCGGGCCGCAAGCGCAUCAGGCUGCGCGUCACAAGCACCGGAGACCGCCCCAUCCAGGUAGGAAGCCACUAUCACUUCGUCGAGACGAACCCGCGACUCUCCUUCGACCGCGCCCGUGCCUACGGGUUUCGUCUCGACAUCCCCGCGGGCACCUCGGUCCGCUUCGAGCCGGGCGAUACCAAGACGGUUACUCUCGUGGAGAUUGGUGGUAACCGUGUCAUCCGCGGCGGCCACAACCUGGCCAGCGGUCCCGUCGAUCUCAGCCGCGCCGGAGAGAUUGUGCAGAAGCUGCAGGCGGCCGGCUUCGCCCACGCCCCCGAACCCGCGGGCGACAUGGCGUUCAUCAGCCCCUUCGAGAUGGACCGUGCUGCCUACGCCGUCAUGUUCGGUCCUACCACCGGCGACAGGUUACGUCUGGGGAACACGAACCUGUGGAUCAAGGUCGAGAAGGAUCUCUCUGACUAUGGAGACGAAUGCAUCUUUGGCGGUGGGAAGACCCUGCGCGAAGGUAUGGGUCAGGCCAGCGGCCGGAGGGACGAGGAGUCGCUCGACCUGGUGAUCAGCAAUGCCCUCAUUCUGGACUGGACCGGCAUUUACAAGGCGGAUAUCGGCGUCAAAGACGGCAUCAUCGUCGGCAUCGGCAGGGCGGGAAACCCAGACGUCAUGAACGGCGUGUCGGAGAACAUGGUUGUUGGCAGCUGCACUGACGUCAUCUCCAUGGAAGGCAAGAUCGUGACGGCUGGCGCCAUCGAUACCCAUAUUCAUUUCAUCUGCCCGCAACAGGCGGAGGAAGCCCUCAGCUCUGGCGUUACCACCUUGCUGGGCGGCGGGACGGGUCCCACCUCUGGUUCGAAUGCGACAACGUGUACCCCUGGUAAAAACAACAUGCGUCAGAUGCUUCAAGCUUGUGACUCGUUACCUGUCAACGUCGGUAUCACGGGCAAGGGCAACGACAGUGGCCCCGAGGGCCUUCGAGAGCAGGUCGAUGCCGGUGCCUGCGGUCUGAAGAUCCACGAAGACUGGGGCGCAACUCCUGCGGCCAUUGACGCCUGUCUCUCCGUCUGCGACGAGCUCGACGUUCAGUGCCUCAUCCACACCGACACGCUGAACGAGUCGGGCUUCUUGGAGUCUACUGUUGGCGCUUUCAAGGGCCGCACCAUCCACACCUACCAUACCGAGGGUGCGGGCGGUGGCCAUGCGCCAGACAUCAUCGCCGUUGUCGAACAUCCCAACGUCCUCCCCUCGUCUACGAACCCGACGCGCCCCUACACCUCCAACACCCUCGACGAGCACCUCGACAUGCUCAUGGUCUGCCACCAUCUUUCCAAGGAUAUCCCAGAGGACAUUGCCUUCGCCGAGAGUCGCAUCCGCGCCGAGACCAUCGCGGCCGAGGACGUCCUGCACGACGUGGGCGCCAUCAGUAUGAUGAGCUCCGACAGCCAGGCCAUGGGCCGUUGCGGCGAAGUCGUCCUGCGCACCUGGAAUACGGCGCACAAGAACAAGGAGCAGCGCGGAGUCCUCCCCGAGGACGAAGGCACUGACGCGGACAACUUCAGGGUCAAGCGCUACCUUAGCAAGUACACCAUCAAUCCGGCCAUCGCGCAAGGAUUCGGUCAUCUGGUCGGCAGCAUCGAAGUGGGCAAGUUGGCGGAUCUGGUGAUCUGGAAUCCUGCUUGGUUCGGUACUAAACCGGACCUGGUGCUGAAGAGCGGCUUCGUUGCUUGGGCGCAAAUGGGCGACCCCAAUGCCUCCAUUCCAACCGUCGAGCCCCUGAUCGGCCGUCCCAUGUUCGCCCCUCGCGUGCCCUCCUCGUCGGUCCUGUUCGUCUCCGCGUCGUCCAUCUCCUCCGGCGCCAUCGCCUCCUAUGGGCUGCAAAGCCGCGUCGAGCCUGUCCGUGGCUGUAGAAACAUCGGCAAGCGCAAUAUGCGCUUCAACGAUGUCAUGCCGCGCAUGCGCGUCGAUCCCGAGCGGUUCGAGGUAGAGGCAGACGGGGAGAUUUGCCGCGCCGAGCCGGCCGAGAAACUGCCCCUCACACAGUCGUACUUUGUCUUUUAAAAAGUUCGGACAGGCCCGAGUUUCUCUUGGAGAUUUACCCAUCUUCUUUUGCCAUAUGAAGUCUGCGCAUGUCGACAUUGCGGGAGAGGGGCAGACCUGAUGUCUAACCCAUAUAUGACCAUGCCAUCUACUGGAUAUUUCCUCUUAGUAUGCGGAUCAGCUGCCUGCCAGAUUCGUGUGGAUAUUUCUGCUCAUAACGGGAGACGAAGCAUACAAGGUAGAUACUGGAAUAUAAGUCACUUGAAGCCUU
Molecule: messenger RNA, 2898 nt
Organism: Sodiomyces alkalinus F11
Lineage: Eukaryota; Fungi; Ascomycota; Sordariomycetes; Glomerellales; Plectosphaerellaceae
Product: urease
Exons: 5
Coding region: 132-2648 (838 amino acids)
Biological process (GO): urea catabolic process
Cellular component (GO): urease complex
Molecular function (GO): nickel cation binding; urease activity
Source: RefSeq, a predicted model, not a curated record